Molecule: messenger RNA, 1374 nt
Organism: Hemiscyllium ocellatum (epaulette shark)
Lineage: Eukaryota; Metazoa; Chordata; Chondrichthyes; Orectolobiformes; Hemiscylliidae
Product: spermine synthase-like
Exons: 8
Coding region: 21-824 (267 amino acids)
Biological process (GO): spermine biosynthetic process
Molecular function (GO): spermine synthase activity
Source: RefSeq, a predicted model, not a curated record
GCAACAGACUUGAAGAGAAAAUGAAAGACGUUUUGCGGGGGAAUAUUAAAAGGCUAAAAAGGUUACCCGCCAUUGUACGAGGAGGGGCCAUCGAUAGGUACUGGCCAACUGCUGAUGGCAGGUUGGUGGAAUAUGACAUUGACGAUGUUGUUUAUGAUGAGGAUUCUGCAUAUCAGAACAUCAAGAUUCUCCACUCAAAGCAGUUUGGAAAUAUUCUUAUCCUGAAUGGCGAUAUUAAUUUAGGGGAAAGUGACCUUCCAUACACACAAGCAAUCAUGGGUGAUGGAGUAGAGGACUAUAAAGGGAAAGAAAUUCUUAUCCUUGGAGGAGGAGAUGGUGGAAUCCUCUAUGAGCUGGUCAAGUUAAAACCAAAGAUGGUCACCAUGGUGGAAAUUGACCAGAUGGUGAUUGAUGCAUGUUGUAAACACAUGCGCAAAACGUGCGGAGAUGUCCUGGACAAUCUGAAAGGAGACUGCUAUCAGGUGUUAGUUGAAGAUUGCGUUCCAGUUCUGAAGGCAUAUGCUGCAGAAGGAAGGCUGUUUGAUUAUGUUAUUAAUGACUUAACUGCAGUUCCUAUCUCUACAUCUCCAGAAGAAGAAUCAACGUGGGAUUUCCUGCGACUUAUUCUUGACCUUGCUGUGAAGGUUUUGAAACCCACAGGGAAGUAUUUUACACAGGGUAACUGUGCAAACUUGACAGACGCACUAGCGAUGUAUGAACAGCAGCUGAACAAACUCUACUGCCCUGUGGAAUAUUCAAAGAAAGUUGUAUGUGUUCCGUCUUACGCAGAAUUAUGGGUGUUCUACACAGUGUGGAAAAAAUAGAGCGUACCUUUUCAAAUCAAAAGUUGCAAGUUAUUUUAUGAAAAAUCAAUAGAGUUGGUAAUUGUAAGGAUGGCAGGGCUAUGUGCUGCAUGAUGCUUUUUAGACUUGCACCCUGAUGCAGGCUGUUUCUCACUGAAGUAAUGCUGUGUACUUAAAUCAAGUCUCCUGGCCGAGGUGUCUUGCAUUGUGCUGUGAUGCAACUUCUCCUUUCAGGAAAGAUGCGACUUGUAUAUUUUGCAGGGAAUUUUUAAGUGUCUGGUCAUUUGCAUUUGAAGUGGAGGUGCAAGGAGCAAUGGUGACUGCACUGGACCUCCUGAAUGUCACUGUAAAUGUGAAUCGAGAUCUUUUUACUUUUGUGGGUGGGUGGGUAAGCGAAUUCACAAUUUUGUAUUUAGUGGUGAUUUAUUCCAGUUAAUUUUUUUUUUGUUCUGGAUUUGUCUUUGCAUAUUUCAGUCUGCGGUAUCAUACUCUUAUGUCAACCAUAGUCAGUUUGGAUAUUAAUUUCUUUUAAUUUAUUGCUGUGUUUUUGGAAUAAACACAACUGUUGAAA